AUGGUGGUCUUUUACAAAAGACCAAACUUCGUAGCUUCGGUUUAUCAAGUCGACAAUAAUCGCAAUAUCGAAGAUAUCUGGGUCGAAAGAAAAGAGCAGAAGAAAUUCAUGAUCAAAAAUGUAGAAAAAGAAAAUAAAAAGAAAAUAGCGAUUCACUCCCAUAUAGUUGUUUAUAUUCAUAAAUUAUGGAACUAUCCAAUCCACGUUCUUACAAGGGAGGGAGGCGUUAAUAUAGCGCAUGAUGUAAAUAAUAGAUUUGGAUGGAUAGCAAUGGCAAAUUUAUUUUUCGUCUUUCCUUUAGCAUCUCGGAAUUCAAUUUUCAUAUCGAUUUUAGGAAUUCCUUUUGAACGAGCUAUAACAUUUCACAGAUGGGUAGGAAGGAUGGUAUUUUUUUGCAUCAUGUUUCAUGGAUUCGGACAUAUUCAACAAAGAUAUCGUGAACUUCAAGACGUUCACGAAACAAUUUUUGGAAACGUAGUUUAUGGGAUUUAUAUUUUUAACUGUAAUUUAUUUAACUUCUUUAUCGGAUUUUUAAUUUAUAGUAACUUACAUGACGCGGCAAACAUCCUAUUUGAAGGGGUUGGGAUUAUUAUUUAUGCGAUUGACCUUGGCAUUAGAACUUACGUUGGUUUCAAACAAUCAAAAGUUACAAGUUAUGAAGCGUUACCAGGAGCUGGUCAAUAUAUUUUCGUUAGAUUUUCUAACAUAAAUCAUCCGUUUAAACGCGUUGCUUGGCAUCCUGUUUCCAUCUCUACUGAUGAAAAUGACGAUCAAUUUUCAAUUCAUAUAAAGAAAAUCGGAGGUUAUACAAAUGCACUUUACGACACGUUUGCGUCAAGUAAGAGUACAAAUCAAUUGGUUAUGAACAUUGAGGGUCCCUACGGAAAACAAAGUUUACAAUUUAUGGAUUAUGAUAUUGUGAUGCUAAUCGCCGGUGGUAUAGGAAUAACUCCAAUGAUAAGUAUAUUAAAAGAUUUAGUAAAUCGACAAAUUAAUCGAAUGCCAAUUGCCACGCGAUCGAUUUAUUCGUGUGGGUCAUUCCCAAUCUCGGUAGAUGUCUACAAUUGGUUCUCGAACGAUAUAACAAAAGUUCACCAAAUUAUCAGGAUAUAUUUUAGAUCUAGAUUUUAUGUAACCCGUCCGACCGAAAACAAUGGCCUCCAAACUUCGGAAUUACAAAUUUUACACGACGGAAGACAAAGUUACUUUCAAACAUGCAAGCCAUUAGGAGAUGUAGCUGUUGGCGUUUGUGGACGAUUAAAGGAACGAUUUCUGCCAGCGUAA
This is a messenger RNA of Funneliformis geosporum, 1284 nucleotides long. The record is from the annotation of a GenBank genome assembly. NCBI's taxonomy places the organism in Eukaryota, Fungi, Glomeromycota, Glomeromycetes, Glomerales, Glomeraceae.